AUGUCCCGUCCGUUGAAGCGUCAACUGUGCAACGUUAGGUACCGAGUACUCCACUACUAGUGCUACUCCACCGACGCCUUGAUCGAUCUGAACCGUUGCUUUUAAGAUCCAGCGGCUGCGGGCAUGCCACCGCGAGUAUGCGAUGGUACUAUUAAUUUCCGUAUCCCAGGCUCCCAGCUCCAAAAUGGUAAAGUACGUUCUCUUUGCCUUUCCCAUAUAGCCAUAGCCAUUAUCCAAUCCAUCACUAAGUCUCACAUUCUAGCUCGUCGUCGCCGUGAAGCACACAGGCCGGUGCGGAUCGACGACACAGCACAAUGCCACACUUACACGAGAAACUAACUGCGCCUCUCCUCCUCCUUCUCCUCACCCUCACACUCGUCGCCGCCGCCGCGUCUGAUGUCCCCUUCUACCCUUCCGCGGAGGCCGCGGCGGCCGCGCAUUGCGAAGGCACGCUGUACCCGGAGCUCUGCCUGUCGACGCUGGCCACCGUCCCGGACCUCCACAAGAAGCCCCUCCCGGACGUCAUCUGCGCCACCGUGAACCGCACCGAGGUCGAGGUCGCCGACAUGGCCUCCAACUGCUCCUCCUUCCUGCAGCAGGGCAAGUCCCUCCCGCCGCGCGACCGCGUCGCCAUCGCCGACUGCAUCGAGCUCCUGGGAACCACCAUGGACGAGCUCCAGGCCACCACCUCCGACCUGCAGCAGCCCAGCAACGGCGCGACCGUGGUGGACCACGUCAUGACGGUCCUCUCCGGCGCCAUCACCAACCAGCACACCUGCCUCAGCGGCUUCACGUACCACGGGCCACGCAAUGGCGGCCAGGUGAGCCUGGCGAGACCCUACAUGGAGCCCGGCAUCCGCCACAUCUCCCGCAUGGUCAGCAACACGCUCGCCAUGGCCAAGAAGAUGCGUUCCACUAAGCCUAAUUCGCCGAGCCCGAGCGUGCAAGUGCAACGGCGGCAGCCGUUUACGGGGUACGGGCAGAUGGUGAAGGGGUUCCCGAGGUGGGUGAGGCCCGGGGACAGGCGGCUGCUCCAGGCGGCGGCAUCCGGCAUAACGGCGAACGCGGUGGUGGCCAAGGACGGGAGCGGGGGCUACACGACGGUGUCCGCGGCGGUGACGGCGGCGCCGGCCAACUCGAAGAGCAGGUACGUGAUCUACAUCAAGGCCGGGGCGUACCUGGAGAACGUGGAAGUGGGGAAGAACCAGAAGAACCUCAUGUUCAUCGGCGACGGCAUCGGCAAGACCGUCAUCAAGGCUAGCCGCAACGUCGUCGACGGCUACACCACCUUCCGCUCCGCCACGGUCGCUGUGGUGGGCAACAACUUCAUCGCCCGCGACCUGACCAUCGAGAACUCGGCCGGUCCCUCCAAGCACCAGGCGGUGGCGCUCCGCGUGGGCGCGGACCUGUCGGCGUUCUACCGGUGCAGCUUCGUGGGGUACCAGGACACCCUCUACGUGCACUCCCUCCGCCAGUUCUUCCGCGACUGCGACGUGUACGGCACCGUGGACUUCGUCUUCGGCAACUCCGCCGUGGUGCUGCAGGGCUGCAGCCUCUACGCGCGUCGGCCGCUCGCGGGGCAGAGCAACACCUACACGGCGCAGGGCCGCACGGACCCGAACCAGAACACGGGGAUCUCCGUGCAGAGAUGCAAGGUCUCCGCGGCGUCCGACCUGGCCGCCGUGCAGUCGAGCUUCAGGACGUACCUGGGCCGCCCGUGGCAGCAGUACUCCCGCACCGUGUUCAUGGAGUCGCAGAUGGACAGCGUCGUGAACCCCGCCGGGUGGCUCGAGUGGAACGGCAACUUCGCGCUCGACACGCUCUACUACGGCGAGUACCAGAACACGGGGGCCGGCGCCGCCACGUCCAACCGGGUCAAGUGGAAGGGGUACCGCGUGAUCACCAGCGCGUCGGAGGCCAGCGCCUUCACCGUGGGAUCGUUCAUCGACGGCGACGUCUGGCUGCCCCGGACGUCCGUCCCCUUCUCCACCGGGCUGUGACCUGUCGUUUCUUCAGAUCGACUGAAGGGUCACAAGCGAAAAGCUCCUAAUUUAUUGUUGAUUCUUCAUUCUUUUGUUCUUGCUGUAAAUGACAGGGGUUCGAACGUCCCUGCACCGCAUAGCUGCGUGCAAGCCCGGGUGUUAAAUCAGGUCUGCGUUUUCCAUUCCGUUAUUGGUUGUGGGUAUUCCGUGAUUGCUUAAUGCAUCAUGUAUGGGUGUUAAUCUUGUAAGAGGCAUUGAGCCAGAAAAUUCUUUUGGGAGCGAUACUUAAUGAAAAUAUCGAUGCUCUUGUCCCUCCGCAAAA
Messenger RNA from Brachypodium distachyon (stiff brome), 2304 nucleotides. Its product is annotated as pectinesterase. The transcript is spliced from 2 exons. NCBI's taxonomy places the organism in Eukaryota, Viridiplantae, Streptophyta, Magnoliopsida, Poales, Poaceae. Gene Ontology annotation, molecular function: pectinesterase inhibitor activity; pectinesterase activity. Gene Ontology annotation, biological process: cell wall modification. The record is from RefSeq and is a predicted model, not a curated record. The coding region runs from base 315 to 2000 and encodes 561 amino acids.